ACUAUUUGUAAUCGGAACUCAGACCAAAAUAUCUGAAAUGUCCAGUCUUAGUACCUACAGUGUCCUCGUGUCACUUCACGGCAUCAGCGUCGGCAUGAACGCGGCCACCGUGGCCGCCAUCAUUGCCAGCAAAAGGCUGAGGAAGACCCAGAAUAUCUUCACUUGUAAUAUCGCCAUUGUCGAUUGCAUCACAUCAGCCCUCACGAUCAUUGCUAUUCUCCUUUCAUACCUACGAGACAUAAAUAUUUCAAUACUUCACUUGGGAUCACGCGCAGUGGUGAUUACUGGGAUAUUCAGCGCGUUAGCGGUCGCCAUUCAUCGCUUCAUCAUCAUCCGUUUUGAUCCAUUCAACAAGCGUAACCUCGUCACCGCACCACGCUGUGUUGUAGCAAGUAUUGCAUUUUGGUUAGUUCCACUUGGGACAUUCACAGCUAUCAAACUAUUCAACAAAGAUGAACGCGUUGAACUUGAAACGCUCAUUUUGCCUAUUGUCUCAGUUGCAUCCCAUGCAAUCUGCACCGUUUGCUAUGUAACGGUGUACUGGACAAUUUUAAACGCCGCUCACGAAGUUGGGCUAUCCAACCGCAUGCUGCUACAACGCAUCAAACAGAAUAAAAAAGUGCUGAUUACUUUCGCGCUCGUCGUCGGAACAAAUAUCGCCUGUUCGCUCCCGCUCAGUCUUAGUUUCUUCAUAAGCUACGUCAGACCAGACUGGGUUUUCAACUUCAAUACAUUCAAGCUCAAUUCUAGCUUCAGGGCCUUUGCCAACGUGGCAAGAGGUCUACUUGGACUCAACGGAAUUCUUAAUCCAAUCAUAUACUGGACUCGACUAACCGAUUUCCGCAAUCUCAUUAAUUGUUGUACGCGCAAACCUCCGAGUCGUAAAGCGGAGGGUGAGAGGAAAGCUGAACUGUCACUUAAAACGCAGGAGAGCACCGUCCCCGAUCCCAAGGACAGCCGCGGUGGAGUUCGCGAACAUGGUGUUUAUGUUGUUUCUACCUAGCUAGCUUUUCAACGGGAUGGAUGGCUCGCCAUAUACAUUUUGUGGAAAAUAAUUCUUGUGGCGUCGCCGUUCAUACCCUUCAUCGGUGUGUUGAGCAUUGUCCUGACUGUCCAAGUCCUAUCAUGUAUAUUUAUCUUUACUUGUGUUUUAUUUUUUUAAAAAUAGUAUGUACACAUUCUUAAUAGGUCCAUGAUCGGAUGAAGUUCGCAAGUUUAAUUACCAGAAAGUACUUGCAGCUCAGAGUUUCUUAGAUUAGUAUUAUUUACUUUUUGCAGAGCUAAACAAUAUGUUCCUUAUAUAGGCCUACCUGCUACAAUGCACUUAUACGCUUACACCCUAUACAAAUUAUCACCAUUAUAAUAUUUCAAGACGAAAACUGGUCAUAUAGAUAUUCAGAAUAUGAUCGUGUUGUGACAUUUACAAAUUUUAUUUUAUAAACAAACCACAAUUAAAAAAAAAGAAGAAAAUCAAGGAUCGAAGUGAGUUGGAAGCAACUGAUUGACUAUAAGAACUAGUGGAUAACCACUUUUUUAUGUGGGAGCGAGUCAGCGAGGGUUUCGAAUUCCGGUGACCAGGGUGAGUCGAUUCUCACAUGGUGCGCUAUAAUGCCCGUUGGUAAGGCAAUUAAAUCCUCAUUACCAGGUCCCUCGGAGAUGACCUUAAGCCGUUGGUCUUCUGAUUGCUUGCUUACAAGCAUCCAUGCUUUCUUAGCAAUCAGGUGAAACAUUACUACCAAAUCAAAUUUCAACAAAGUAUAAUAUAAUAUUAUAAGGCAUUGUUAAAUUUGUAUAAAAUGUGAAUGUAUAAAAUAGUAUGCAAAAAAUGAACGCGUAAGAAUGUGAUAGUAUAGACAGAUGUAUUUGAAAGUUUUAAAUUUAUAACCAAUAAACUGAAAGUUAUGUAUAUACUUGGUUUGAGUACUCUAAGCAGUAGAGUGUGUAUUUAUAUUUGAUAUUGCUUUAUUCGUGAUUGUAUUAUAGCUUUUGAAAAUUACAAUGUGAUAUUAUCGUCAUUUAUCAUGUUCUACAUGUC
Molecule: messenger RNA, 2035 nt
Organism: Lytechinus pictus (painted urchin)
Lineage: Eukaryota; Metazoa; Echinodermata; Echinoidea; Temnopleuroida; Toxopneustidae
Product: G-protein coupled receptor 12-like
Exons: 2
Coding region: 38-1003 (321 amino acids)
Biological process (GO): G protein-coupled receptor signaling pathway
Cellular component (GO): plasma membrane
Molecular function (GO): G protein-coupled receptor activity
Source: RefSeq, a predicted model, not a curated record